AUGUUUCCCACUCAUGAAUAUAUCAAUAGACUAACUGACUCCUUUGAAAUAGUUGUGUAUCGAGAUGCCCCCGAUAAGCAGCAGCGAGUGACCAUUCUGAGUGGAGGGGGUUCUGGCCAUGAGCCUGCACAUGCCGGCUUUGUCGGAACCAAUAUGCUUGAUGCCGCUGUCUGUGGUUCUAUCUUUGCCUCACCAAACGCAGCCCAGAUUGAGUCUGGUCUGAGACACAUUCAGUCUCCCAAGGGGACACUCGUCAUUGUGAAGAAUUACACUGGUGAUAAGCUCAACUUCACAUUAGCCGCAGAUCGCUUUCGCUUGGCGACAGCCCAGCCCAUCCGUCUUCUCGUCGUAGCGGACGAUGUCUCCAUAGGCCGAAGUAAGUCGGCAUUGGUCGGCCGACGUGGUCUUUCUGGCACCACCCUCAUCCACAAGAUCUCAGGUGCUGCUGCGUCAGAUGGACUAGACUUGGAUGGCAUCGUGGAAAUUGCCGAGUUCGCCAUGGAUAAUAUGGGGACCAUUGGAGUAGGGUUGGAUGGCUGUCAAAUCCCAGGCCAAACAUCAAACGAAUCUCGUUUGGCUAACGACGAGAUUGAAAUCGGUAUCGGUAUUCACAACGAGCCUGGAAGCAGGCGCAUCAGCCCUCGUCCUAGUCUUGAAGAUCUUGUCCAAGGUCUGCUUUCAAACCUCCUGGAUGAUGAUCCGGAGCGCAAUUACAUUGCCACGCCUCCGAAGGCGGACCUGACAGACAUCGUGGUCCAGAUCAACAACCUUGGAAGUCUUUCAGCUCUGGAAAUGCUAGCUAUCACGAAUGAGACAACCUCUCAGCUCCAUGCCACGUACGGACUUAAGCCUGUUCGAGUGUACUGUGGUACGUUCUUGUCAGCAUUGAACUGCCCUGGUUUCAGCAUCACGCUCCUGAGCCUCCCCAAGAUGAGCAAGCACUCGGCCACGAUCGUGAACUAUCUUGAUGAGACAACCGAUGCUGUUGGUUGGCCAAGUCAUCUAGCAAAGGCUGCCUGGGGAUCUCCAGUUUCCGCGUCCCUGGGCGACGUGCCCACAAAGGAUGAGAAGCCUACCCAAGAUACUCCUGGUGUCCCUUGCGACAAAUCUCUGUUCGAGUCUAUCUUGAACUCCAUUCACAAAUCGCUCGUUUCCGCUGAGCCUGAAAUCACCCGCAACGACACCAUCCUUGGCGACGGUGAUUGCGGUACAACCCUCGUGGACGGUGCCAACUCCAUCAUCAAAGCCCUUGAGGACAACACAAUCAACACAUCAAGUCUCUCCCAUGGCAUGCUCGAAAUCGCCGAUUUACUCUCUCUCAGCAUGGGUGGCACAUCAGGCGCCCUGUAUGCCGUUUUCAUGACCGCCUUCGCAUCCAACAUUGCGCUCCAAUCUGGCUCCGAGGGUGCCAGCUUAAGCACCAUCUCCGCCGGUCUCUCGCACGGUCUGCGGAGUCUAGAACAAGUCACAGCUGCUCGGAGCGGUGAUCGAACCAUGAUGGAUGCUCUUAUUCCCUUCAUCCACGAGUUUGCUGAAUUAACUGCCAAGAAUGAGUCUGUUCUUGAAGUAUUUAAGGGCGCACGCGCAGCGGCUCAGGUAGGAGCUGAGAACACAAAGAUACUUCAAAGCAAGUUUGGGCGUAGCACUUAUGUUGGGGCAGAGGAUGGGGCAGAUUCCACAGCAGGCAUUCCAGACCCUGGGGCAACAGGUGUCGUAGCCAUUCUGGAUGGUGUGAAGCAGGCAUUAGUGAAAGUAUACAAGUGA
This is a messenger RNA of Clonostachys byssicola, 1764 nucleotides long. The record is from the annotation of a GenBank genome assembly. Lineage: Eukaryota; Fungi; Ascomycota; Sordariomycetes; Hypocreales; Bionectriaceae.